Molecule: messenger RNA, 1514 nt
Organism: Astrephomene gubernaculifera
Lineage: Eukaryota; Viridiplantae; Chlorophyta; Chlorophyceae; Chlamydomonadales; Astrephomenaceae
Source: the annotation of a GenBank genome assembly
AUGGCUAUGCUCUGCAAACGGCUGGCCGAUUGCCGGCCUACGGCAACAUGGGCGACUGCAAGGCGUUUUGCUUCCACAGUCGUGGUCAGGGCCGCCCCGCGCGACUACUGCCAUGUCCAUUACACCGGCACGUUGGAUGAUGGAUCUACGUUUGAUUCCUCUCGCGGCCGUGAGCCGCUGGAGUUCAUUAUUGGCUCCGGAAAGGUGAUCAAGGGCUUUGAUCGCGCAGUCACCGGGCUCUCACAAGGCGGCACACGCAAGCUCCGACUAGAUCCCUCCGAGGCGUACGGAGAGGUGGAUCCGAACGCGGUGAUCUCCUUCCCCGCCAGCAAGGCACCUGAGGGUCUGGAGGCGGGCAUGCAGGUCCAGCUGUCCAACGGCAUGGUUGCUCGUGUGAAGGCGGUGGACGCGGAGAGUGUCACACUGGACCUGAACCACGAGCUAGCGGGGCAGGCGCUCACGUUUGAUGUCGAGCUGGUCAAACUGGUUCCCACGGAGCGCCUGCGCCUCGCCACCUUCGCCGCGGGUUGCUUCUGGGGCCCGGAGCUGGCCUUCAUGCGGGUGCCGGGGGUGGUGGGCACGGAGGUGGGCUACUCCAACGGCACCGCGCAGCAGCCGAGCUACGAGGAGGUGUGCGCCGGCAACACGGGGCAUGCGGAAGUGGUGCAGGUGACGUACGACUCGGACGAGGUGUCGUACGAACGGCUGCUGGAGGAGUUCUGGUCCCGACACAACCCCACGCAACUCAACCGUCAGGGCGGCGAUGAGGGCACGCAGUACCGCAGCGCCAUCUUCACCCACUCGCCCGAGCAGCAGGAGGCAGCGGUUCGGAGCAAGGAGGAGGCGCAGACCAGGUUCAAGGAGCCCAUCGUGACGGUGAUCGAGCCGCUCAGCAACUACCACCCGGCGGAGCCCUACCACCAGCAGUACCUGGCGCGAGGGGGGCGCUUCGGUCGCCCGCAGAACCCCUCCAAGGGGUGCACCGACCCCAUCCGCUGCUACGGCUAAAUGCAUUGUGGCGACUGUGGCAAGGAGGGAGGAAGAGGAGGUUGAACGGUGCAGCAGCGGUUACAGUUGUGUAAACAUGCUAUCUAUAUGAGGUGCUGCAGUGCAGCCGGUGCUCCUACAGGGCGGUUGCCUUCCUCGUUUCUUCCUCCCAGGCCGCCUCCUAUUAACACGCUCAUUCAGCGGCAGCCUUAUUCAGGCUGCAGCGUCGUCCUUAAAUUAAACAGUUGUACUGGACGUGUGUUGACCGUUGACCGGUUGUGUUUUUCAGAGGUGGACCUGAACUCCGUUUUGUGACGUGUGCUGAGAUGCAUUGCGGACGCAAUCCGACGGGUUAACUGUAGUACCGGUGUGGCAACACACACGGACUCGCGCAUGUUCAAGUUUUGGAGCCCCUUUUCCACGGCAGAAGAGUCUGCAUCAGCUGUCCAAGUUGCAUUGAAUUGCAUUCAUCCGCCUUACCCGUGUCGGGCCCACCGCUUAAAAAGACAUGCAUGUAUCCAUAAGAU